Messenger RNA from Phialemonium atrogriseum, 3040 nucleotides. RefSeq lists its product as uncharacterized. Gene Ontology annotation, biological process: rRNA catabolic process. The coding region runs from base 80 to 3040 and encodes 986 amino acids. NCBI's taxonomy places the organism in Eukaryota, Fungi, Ascomycota, Sordariomycetes, Cephalothecales, Cephalothecaceae. Gene Ontology annotation, cellular component: nuclear exosome (RNase complex); cytoplasmic exosome (RNase complex). The transcript is spliced from 2 exons. Gene Ontology annotation, molecular function: RNA binding; endonuclease activity; 3'-5'-RNA exonuclease activity. The record is from RefSeq and is a predicted model, not a curated record.
UUUUGUAAAACUUCAAAGUUCAGAACACAGCAAGCUUCAUCUAGUCUAGUCGCACCGUAAGAGACUAGGGAUUGAAGAAAUGGCGAGCCUAAAACGAUCAUUGGAGUUUGACCCGUUCGCUUCAAAUAUAUCAAGCAAGGUCUAUGUCAGAUCAACCAAGAGUGGCAAGGUUCAGAAGAUAGUCCGAGAGGUCUAUCUGCGCCAAGAUAUCCCUUGCUCCUCGAAGCUAUGUCAAGCCUGCCUGAAGACGGCACCCCGAGAUGCCGCCGGGAGAUCUACACCCUUUGUCCUCUCGGACAGCCCUGCGGGGACCAAGAAGUUCCCGCAAGGUCAUUACCUCGUUCCCGACACCAAUGCUUUCCUGAAUGCGAUGGAUCUGUUCGAGCAGAGUUCUGCAUUCUACGACGUUGUGGUCCUCCAGGUUGUCCUAGAGGAGCUGCGCGGCCGAUCCCUCCCGCUCUACAACCGCCUCAUCAGUUUGAUCAAGAGCGAGGAGAAACGAUUCUACGUUUUCUUCAACGAGUUCCGCCUCGAGACGUACGUCACCCGCGAAGAGGGCGAGUCGAUUAAUGACCGCAAUGACCGCGCCGUCAGAAAGGCUGUGAGGUGGUACGCCGACCACCUGGCGAAGAGCAGGCCGGCCAAGCUGCCCGCGCUUGUUAUGUUGAGCAACGAUCGACAAAACCUGCAGAAGGCAAGGGAAGAGGGUCUACAUGCCUGCUCUCUGGCCGAGUAUGUUGGGCAGCUUAAAGACGGCGACCGCUUGCUCGACCUGAUCCCAGAAACACAGGAUCGCGAAGUCGCCAGGGAAAAGCAGCCUGGACAGCAUCUCUACCCGGAAUACUUCACCCUAUCCAAGUUGAUGACGGGAGUCAAGAGCGGGCUUCUCCACCAGGGAAUAUUCAAUGUCUCGCCUUACAACUAUCUGGAGGGCUCAAUACGAGUGCCUGCCUUCCCAAAGGCGCUUCUCAUUCUCGGCAGGGAGAACAUCAAUCGGGCCGUGGAUGGAGAUUUGGUGGUUGUUGAGGUGCUCCCAAAGGAUCAGUGGAAAGAACCCUCGACGCGGGUCAUCGAAGAGGAGACACUCACCAAGAACGAGAACCCCGACGCCGAGGAGGGCGAGGACCUUAUCUCAGAAAAGGAAAGGAAGGCACUCCAAGACGAAGUCAAGCGGACACAUAGCAAGACAUCAGAGGCUCAGGCACAGCCGACCGCGAAGGUCGUCGGCGUGGUGAAACGGAACUGGCGCCAGUACGUCGGCCAUAUCGACCAGUCAUCUGUUAGCCAAUCUGCCCAGCAGGGAAGGAGACAGGACACGGUGUUCAUGAUCCCUAUGGAUAAGAAAAUACCCAAGAUUCGUCUGCGGACAAGACAGGUGGCGGAGCUGCUCGGGAAGCGCAUCCUAGUUACCAUAGACGCUUGGGACCGUGACUCGCGCCAUCCCUCCGGCCACCUGGUCCGGUCGUUGGGCGAGUUGGAGACGAAGGCUGCCGAGACGGAGGCGCUCCUGUUGGAAUACGACGUCCAGUACCGCCCUUUCCCAAAGACGGUCUUGGACUGCUUGCCAAAGGAGGGCCAUGAUUGGAAAGUCCCAGCCAGCACGGAUGAUCCAGGGUGGAGGGACCGAGAAGACCUGCGUGGACUGCUCAUCUGCAGCAUCGACCCUAUCGGCUGCCAAGAUAUCGACGACGCUCUCCACUCCCGGCCGCUCCCGAACGGCAACUUCGAGGUUGGUGUCCACAUCGCCGAUGUAUCCCACUUCGUCAAGCCCAGUACUGCCAUGGAUUCCGAAGCAAGUAUUCGAGGCACGACUGUAUACCUAGUGGACAAACGCAUCGACAUGCUGCCGAUGCUGCUGGGUACAGACCUUUGCUCGCUAAAGCCGUAUGUGGAGCGCUACGCCUUCUCGGUUAUCUGGGAGUUGACGCCCUCGGCGGACAUCGUAAACGUGCGAUUCACGAAGUCGGUAAUCAAGUCGCGCGAGGCAUUCAGCUACGAACAAGCGCAACUCCGAAUCGACGACGCCUCCCAACAAGACGAACUCACGACGAGUAUCCGGGCGCUCCUCAUGCUGUCGAAGAAGCUCAAGCAGAAACGCAUGGACGCCGGUGCUCUCAGCCUAUCAUCCCCUGAAGUGAAGGUGCAGAUGGAGUCGGAGACUUCGGACCCGAUCGAUGUCAAGACCAAGGAGCUCCUCGACACUAACUCCCUCGUGGAGGAGUUUAUGCUUCUCGCCAACGUCAGCGUCGGCCGCAAGAUCUACGAAGCCUUCCCCCAGACGGCCAUCCUCCGCAGACACGCGGCUCCUCCCAAGACGAAUUUUGACGAGCUUGCCGACCAGCUCAAGGUCAAGCGCAACAUAGAGAUCAACGUCGAGUCGUCGCGCGCCCUCGCGGACAGCCUCGAUGCGUGCGUCGACCCCUCGGAGCCCUUCUUCAACACGCUCAUCCGCAUCAUGGCCACGCGGUGCAUGAUGAGCGCCGAGUACUUCUGCUCCGGCACGCAGUCGUACCCCGAGUUCCGCCACUACGGGCUCGCGUCGGAGAUCUACACGCACUUCACGUCGCCGAUCCGCCGGUACGCGGACCUGAUGGCGCACCGCCAGCUGGCGGCGGCGAUCGAGUACGAGGCCGUGGACCCGUCGGUGCGCAGCCGGGGCCGCCUCGAGUCCGUGUGCCGCAACAUCAACGUGCGGCACCGCAACGCGCAGCUGGCCGGGCGGGCGAGCAUCGCCUACUACGUCGGGCAGGCGCUGCGCGGCCGGGUGGCCGAGGAGGAGGCUUUCGUGAUCAAGAUCUUCAGCAACGGCUUCGUCGUGCUGGUGCCGCGCUUCGGCAUCGAGGGCCUGAUCCGGCUCCGCGACCUCGCGGACCCGGAGCCGGCGGCCGAGUUCGAUGCCGAGAGGUACGCGCUCGCGACGUCGGGGAGCAGAGAGGUCAGGGUCGAGCUGUUCCAGAAGGUCGUUGUUAGGAUCACGGACCAGAAGGAGGAGAAGACGGGGAAGAGGGGCGUCAAGAUGGAGCUAGUCAAGGCGGAUUGA